Messenger RNA from Camellia sinensis, 2747 nucleotides. RefSeq lists its product as uncharacterized. The record is from RefSeq and is a predicted model, not a curated record. Lineage: Eukaryota; Viridiplantae; Streptophyta; Magnoliopsida; Ericales; Theaceae.
CUUUCACCCUUCUCCCUACGAGAGAGAUAUGAAGGAGAGACCUAAAAGUCACAAAAGGUACAUCUGAUUAUAGGAAGCAUCAAUUUCUCCAUUGGAGAGAUCUCAUAUCUCUCAUCAACUUCAUUACCUCAAUGACCAGUUUGCCAUCACUUUCAUUGAAGACUAGCUCAAAGAUAGAGAUGGAGCUUGAACACCUUAGCCAUGAACAUCCACUGAUCCUCGAGGAAGAGCACAAGGGUGACGGAGUGGAAGUCUCAUGCUAUGGUUGCCGACAACCAAUCUCAGGUCCUUCCUAUAAUUGCAAGCAAUGUAAGCAUUUCUCUUUGCACAAAGUUUGUGCAAAAUUACCCAAACAGAUUGAACAUCCCAUGCACCCUCAACACCCUCUUUUUCUGUUCCCAAAUCCUUCUCAUUCUCAAACGGCUUGUGAAUGCAGUGUUUGCCAAAGACCUUGUAAGGGCUUCACUUACAUUUGUUCCCCUUGCAAGUUUGAAAUUGACUUAUUGUGUGCCUUGAUGAUGUGGAAGAUUGAACACGAGUGUCACAAACAUGCAUUGACUCCCCUGCAGAGGCCAGCUUUGUUUUUGUGUGAUGCUUGUGGCACUAGACAUGAAGGUCCAUCCUAUCAAUGCACCACUUGCCAAUUUUGGGUCAACCAAAAUUGCGCUUCGUUACCAAGUACCAUUAAUUAUAGUGGUCACCAUCAUCUUCUUCACCUCACCUAUUACCUUUCAUAUGAACAUUUCAGAUUCACGUCCUAUUGCAAAAUCUGCAUUAAAUUUGUGGACACAGCAUACUGGGCUUAUUAUUGUGCCGAAUGCAAAUAUUUUGCCCAUGUAAAUUGCUUGACAUCAAAGGCAAAGCUUUCCAGUGAAAGUGAAAUAAAACUAAUUGACCAAGAAAGAAAGACUAGAGUUGAAAAAGUUGAUCCCCAUUUGGUUAGCUUGCCACAGCCUGAUGAGUCUAUUAAUCUAAUAGAACGUUUUAUGAAAAAGAUCGGCAUCCAUGGGGAUAGUAAGAAAGAGAGGGAGAUCUACCAUGUUAGUCAUCACCAUCCAUUACUUUUUGUUGACAUCAAUAAUGAAUCAUGCUCCAAGAGCAAACAGUUGGCAUGUGAUGGGUGCACUCAACCAAUCUUGACCCCAUUUUACCAUUGUGCUGAAUGUAACUUCGUUCUCCAUGAGUGUUGUGCCGAGUUGUCCAUUGAGGUACAACACCCAUGUCACCCAAACCACCCACUCAUAUUGAACAGAUGGCAUUCAAUAUUUUCUGAUCAUUUACCACAAUGCCAAGGUUGCAAAAUGUCUUGCAAUGGGAUUUUGUUUGGUUGUGUAGCCUGUGAUUUCUUCCUUGACAUUAGGUGUGCUUCACUAUUGGGUAAUAUCAUGCAUGAAUCUCAUCAGCACUUCCUUACCCUAAAGGAAACGGACGGUGUUCUUUGUACUGCAUGUAACAAGAAGUUUUAUGGGGUCGGAUUAGUGUGUGACAUUUGCAAUUACAAGCUAGAUACUCGAUGUGCCUUAUUAAUUAGACACAGAUAUGACAAACACCCCUUCUCCCUACUGUACUUUGGAACAGAGGAUGAGUAUUACUGUGAAAUUUGUGAGGAAGAAAUAAACCCAAAUUGUUGGUUCUAUCAUUGUGGUGAUUGCAAUCAAUCUCUACAUACAGAAUGCAUUAGUCCAGUUAGUUCUUUGCAACAACAAUUUAUUACCCAUGAAGCUCAUAUGCACACCCUUGCACUAAAGGAAACAAGCAAGGUUCCUUGUGCCGCGUGUAAGUAUAAUUGUUCUGGGUUUGGGUUUGUAUGCGAUAGUUGUGAUUUUGUGAUACACUCAAGAUGUGCCUUCUUGCCACAUACAGUUAAGCACAGAAAUGAUGAAAUUCCCUUCAUUUUAAGCUACUCCCGCGAAGGAACCUACUAUAGCCCUCGUAGUCCACCUUGUUGUGCCAUUUGUGGUGGUGCAUUACGUAGUAAAAUGUUGGACUGCUGGUUUUAUAGCUGUGGUGGUAAGUCCCACAAAUAUGCUCAUACAAUAUGCAUCCAAAUCGAUGAAUAUCCAAAUAUCAAGAUCGGGGACAAGCUCAACGUUGGGAGUCACCCACACCUUCUCACUUAUGUUGAAGACCUUAAGCAUAUCUCCUCGUGCAACAGUUGUGGUAAACUUGCUGGACAUUAUUGGGGAAUUGAAGGUAGAAAUAAGGGAUUUGAAUGCGAAACUUGUAAUUUUUGGCUUCACUUUGAUUGUGCUCGUAAUGUGGCGAACCAGAGGAUUUUAGAACUGCAACAAAUGGGUAAGCUAAAGUGGCUAGACCCAAUUGAUAGAAAACUUCGUAUCUCCCCGCGAUUAGCCCCUGCUGGAGUAUCGAUUCACCAAGGAUCCUCAGUUUUUUUUUCUUAAAGUUUCCUAAAGCGGUGUGUUGUAUGGGUGAGAUUUAAUGCUAAAAAAUUGAUGUGACUUGUCAUUAAAUCUUAACCAUACAACACACAACUCUAGGAAACUCUAGGAAAAAAAAAACUUUAGAGGAUCCUUGCUCGUAUCGAUUGAAGAGUUGCUAUCUAGUAAAUAAGCGUGUGGGUCGAGGUCAGUAAAUUGGAAUUGAAAGGCCAUAAUUUGAUAAAAACAGCCCAACUAAUGAAGUCGUACGGGUUCUGGGUUGUUUUAAUAGUUAUCUAGCAUUGUAAAUAAGUGGCAAGCUUUAAAGGUUACUCAUUUUUUUUGGUGAGAGUUCUCACAUUUCUAUUU